CCGUCAGUCGGCGGUCAGCGUUGGAAAGCACAAGAUGGGAAUGGAAGAGCCUCAGGUCAUAGCCAUUAGCAUAGCGCCCAAGCAGCAGGUGGGCCACCUGAAACCCGAGUCCACAUGGAUCCACUGUCCCGCCUGCCAGCGCUCCGAGUGGAGCGUCGUUCAGCUGGAGGCUGUUACCUGUCUGCAGCGCUUCCUCGGCUGCACCAAUCUCUGCAAAAAGUGGACUGGCCGAACGGACAUCAAUCAUUACUGCGCCCAGUGCGGCUGCUUCAUCGGACGAUUUGUGGCCAUCGGCUGCACUGAGCGAUGCCUCUCCAAGUCGGCCAAACGCAAGGCGGCCGUGGACGACAUGACGCUGAAGACCCGUCCCAAGGACUGUGCCGAGCGUGCCCAGAAAUCGCGCGAAAAGGUGCUGGCCAAGCGGGCUGCCAAGUCGCGGGACCAGCUGGCGGAGCUAGUGAAGCAACAGGCCUACAAGGAUGCCGAUGAAACACACGCCCGGCUGCAAGUGUACGCACAAAAGCAAGCACAAAUGCAAAAACAAACGCAAACACAAACCGUUGUGCUCACCGUUGCAACGGACGGGCAAUAGUGGUUGCUGCAUCGACUAAGCGAAAGCUCACACGAAAGCUCUCUCUCGCGCUC
This is a messenger RNA of Drosophila subobscura, 645 nucleotides long. RefSeq lists its product as uncharacterized. The transcript is spliced from 2 exons. The record is from RefSeq and is a predicted model, not a curated record. Bases 35 to 592 code for a protein of 185 amino acids. Lineage: Eukaryota; Metazoa; Arthropoda; Insecta; Diptera; Drosophilidae.